Molecule: messenger RNA, 1770 nt
Organism: Emys orbicularis (European pond turtle)
Lineage: Eukaryota; Metazoa; Chordata; Testudines; Emydidae
Product: probable N-acetyltransferase camello
Exons: 3
Coding region: 98-763 (221 amino acids)
Molecular function (GO): N-acetyltransferase activity
Source: RefSeq, a predicted model, not a curated record
CACACUGCACGGAGCCCCAUGUGAGAGGAGAGGAACUGUAGCUGCAAUCCAUUGCCUUUCCCAGCUUAGAUACAAAUCGGGGGCAUAACAGGGCGCCAUGGCGGACUAUCGGAUCCGCGAGUACAGAGACGAGGACUACGAGGCGGUGCGCGAGAUGUUUGCCACUGGGAUGAGCGAGUACGUCCCCGCCCUGUGCAUGCACGUGCUAAAGCAGCCCUGGGUGAUCCUGGUACUGGCCUGCACCUUCUGCGUUCUGCUCACCAGCUCCAAGUCCCUCCUGCUGCCCAUCCUGGCCGUCACGCUGCUACUGGCUAUGGGGCGGCAGCUGCUCGGCUACUUCUGGACCAUGUAUAUCGAGCACUGCUUAAAGGAGGACCUGCUGGACAUCAGGACGACCUACAUGGGUAGCAAGGGCUCCUGCUUCUGGGUGGCAGAAGCGGAUGAGUGUGUGGUGGGCACCGUGGCUGCCAGGCCAUCUGAUGAGCAGGAGGGGGAGCUGAUGCUGAAGCGGAUGUCGGUGCGGAAGGACUACCGGGGGCUGGGCGUUGCCAAGGCGCUCUGCCAGGCGGUGAUCUGCUUCGCCGAGCAGCAGGGCUGCCGCGCCGUGGUGCUGAACACCCUGAUGGUGCAGGACGAGGCCCGCCUGAUGUACGAGCGUGUGGGCUUCGAGAAGUACCGUGACGACGUGCUGCCCACUGUCUACGGGAGACUGGCCAACGUCACCAUCUCCAAGUACAGGUACGGCGUCCCCCGCAGGAGCUGACGCGGGAGCGGACUCCGCGCUGCUGCCAAGGGCUGGAACCAGUAUCUCCUCCUAUUCCCUCGCCCCGGAGCAUACAGAGCGCAGAGGGUGAGACGCAGCUGACCGGUCACCUUGCAGAGCGCUGGCCUGAACAAAGUGGUGUCUCGCUCUCGCUGGCCUAUGCUACCGAUGUCUGAUUGCUCUGUGCAGUGGGGGAGAGCCAACCUGAUCCGCUUUGGCCUGUUGCCUGGCUGCCUUCUCGAGGCGCAGAUGGUGUGUGCUGGCCUGACAGACCCCACUGACAUUGUCCCGCUGACCUCCGGCCUUGUCUGCACCAAGGGCUGGGAGCUGGGCGGCCGGAGCUGGGCCUGGUGCGUUUGAGGCUUUUUCAGUACGCUGCCUUGACGCAGCAGUUCAGACUGGUUCCUCAGGUUGAGCGCGUUGGGCUCCGGGGAGUCUGCGUGCACAGGAGACUCGCCCAGCCUCGGCAGGGAGGUUUCCAUGCUCGUCACUGGGACGGGAUGACUCUGGGGGGUGGGUCAUGGUGAGAUGCUGGUAAGUCACUGGUUCAAACCCAGGUCACAUGGUUAGAUUCAACGCCAUUCCCACGUGCAUUGUGUUCUUUCAGUGGCCUUUGAGGAGACCAAGUGGUCUUGGAGCGGGGUAUCACACCUGGAUCUAACUGGAUGGGGUGUCGUCAUCAGCGUCAGAAGCCCUAGAGUGAGUGGGCCAUGGGGACUGAAGUCCCCUCCUGUUUGGAGGAACCUCUUUGUAACCAAAACCUGUCUCCACCCCUGUCCAUCCAGCCCUUCUUCCUAGCAUUAAAUCCACCUAGAAAUCCGACCAGGCAUUUGUCAUUCUCCCCAGCAGGCUGCUUGCGGGCUGGUGUCCCUCCAUCCGGCACUCAGUUGAGCAUGCUGCCUAGGCAGCGGCUCCGGGAGCUGGGAGGCCCAGCUCUGGGCCCGUGCUGCGUUGCUGUUGUGUUGGUGUUGUGGAAGUUUGGUGAAUAAAGAAAUUGCUACAUCGCU